This is a messenger RNA of Aspergillus melleus, 1437 nucleotides long. RefSeq lists its product as uncharacterized. The coding region runs from base 1 to 1437 and encodes 478 amino acids. Gene Ontology annotation, molecular function: chitin binding. NCBI's taxonomy places the organism in Eukaryota, Fungi, Ascomycota, Eurotiomycetes, Eurotiales, Aspergillaceae. The record is from RefSeq and is a predicted model, not a curated record. Gene Ontology annotation, biological process: carbohydrate metabolic process. The transcript has a single exon.
AUGGGGCCCUGCCAGAAGGCUCUCCUUCUAAUAUGCCUCCUCUUGGUACUGGGCAUGACUAUCUUCGACAACGAGCCUGAAACCCACAAAGAUGACAAUUCGCAGGCCGUCAAGCCGCGCAGAGUACAGCGCUGUAACAAGUCGCAUCCAUGUGAAAGUGGUUGCUGUUCGAGAUCGGGCGUCUGCGGUGUCGGGCCCGACUACUGCGGCAUCGAAAACUGCGUUGAUUGCCGCGAGAAAGAACCACCGCGCUGUUCCAGGGCCGAAAUCAGCGAGCGAUUCGCAGGCUAUUACGAGCUUUGGAAUGGUAUACGACCGUGCAACAAGUUCAUGCCCGACAAGAUACCCUACGCAACGUACACGCACGUGAAUGUUGCAUUUGUCACCAUCAACCCGGUCACGUUCGAGUUGAAUCCCAUCUUCUGGCACCAUGCCAUGGAGAUCGAACAGUUGACGCGGCGAAAAAAGUACGACCCAGACCUAAGAGUGUCUGUGACAAUUAGUGGACUGUCGGCAAACGAUUGGGGCGUGCAUGACUCGACUGUGUUUUCACGGUUGGCCGCCUCGGAGGAGUAUCAGGCUGUGUUCCUCCGAUCUCUUACGUCUUUCAUGUCAACGUACGAUAUUGACGGGGUUGAGGUCAACUGGGAACAUCCAGAUGGACAGUCCGACGACUAUGAGAAUUUCCCGCGCCUGAUCAAAAAUAUCAAAGCGGCGCUCAAGAUGACGGGUGGCCGCUACGGACUCAGCAUGACGCUUCCGACUUCGCUGAGCGCGCUGCAUAACUAUAACCUGCGGAAGCUUAACCGACAAGUCGAUUACUUUAAUCUCCUGCCAAUUGAUCUCCACACCCAGCUCUCACCAGGAGAUACCUGGCAUGCCGACACUCUCGGCCCUGUGGUUAACCUAACCACAGUAACCGUGGCCAUACACCUCCUAUGGCGCAAUUACAUCCACCCUAACGAUGUAAAUCUAGUUCUCACACUCUACGGCGCAUCGUUACUCCCCCAAAGCCUAGACUGUCUUGCCCCCGGCUGUCCUGCCGUCUCCGGUGCCCCAGGCGGACCCAGCAGCAAGAAGACCGGAAUGCUCAUGAACUCCGAGAUCCAGGAUAUGAUAAACCCGGAGUUGCACGAACUAAUGUACGGACGACUCCAUCACAAGCACGAAUGGGGACACCUGGAGACCAAAUUUGAUCCAGAGGCUGGGGCGCAGAUCGGAAUGAACGGCGAGCGAUGGAUCGCGUACGAUGACAAGGAAUCCCUGAAACAUAAGUUGGAAUUUGCGAGGAGUUCGUGUUUUGGUGGGAUCACGGCUUGGGCGAUUACCCAUGAUACAUGGGAUGCCGAUUACUCCAAGGUCCUGGACUGUGUACUUCAGGGGUAUGGGAGGUGGAAGUCGUUGCAGCUGUUUUACUGUGAUGAAAUUGCUAUUUAA